Enterospora canceri is the source of this 288-nucleotide messenger RNA. Lineage: Eukaryota; Fungi; Microsporidia; Enterocytozoonidae. The record is from the annotation of a GenBank genome assembly.
AUGCACACUCAUACAGAUGCUUACACACUAGUGCACAUGCUUACACACCCAUGCACACUCAUACACAUGCUUACACACUCAUGCACAUGCUUACACACUCAUGCACACUCAUACACAUGCUUACACACUAGUGCACAUGCUUACACACCCAUGCACACUCGUACACAUGCUUACACACUAGUGCACAUGCUUACACACCCAUGCACAUGCUUACACACCCAUGCACAUGCUUACACACCCAUGCACACUCAUGCACACUCGUACACAUGCAUACAUACUCAUACAUAA